CUCUUUCUAUUUUUUUCUUUAUUUUUUGUUGUUGUAAAAAGUAACUUUUAGGCACUACAAAUUAACACCAUCUCCCUCUCCUUAUCCCUCAAAUCCAUCUCCAAAGCCUCUCCUACUUCUCUCUCUCUCUGCUUCCUUGUUUUCAUAUAACAACAAAAACUCUUACAAAAAUCUUCUUCCAAAACUCUUAAACAAUGGCAACUGUUGUAUACCAAGGGUUUCAGUCUCAUUUUGAGUCUCAACACUUUGAGCCAAGAGCUCUAAGACUUAGACUCUCUUCUCCUAACAAUCCUCACUCAUCCACACCUCUCAAAUCCCAUUUCCUAGACGCAUCCAUCACUCCACAAGACAACAUUUCUACCACUAAAGCUGCCUCUAAGACAGAAAGUUGGAGCUUCCUCGAGCCCAUCUCAAACUUGAGCUCUGAUGACAAAGACAAGAAGACAUCAUUACCACCCUACGUUCAUACUCCAUCUUCUCGUAGAACUCUCAGUGAUGAGAGCUUAGCAUUGUGCACUGAAAGCCUCGGUAGCGAGACUGGCUCUGAUGUCAUUAACGAUCAAGAUUUGUUCUCGGUUACAUCCGAGUUACAAACUACUGAAACUAGACCAACGACAAGAUCCUCACGACAAGAUAGGAAGAGGAACACGGUGGCUUCUCUUCCACCUCCUUUGACGAGUAUGAGAGGUCUUGAUGGCAUUCAAGUCAAGUCUCACCGUGAGAAUGGAAGAUUGGUAAUGACGGCCAUGAAACCUCUGCCACGCGAUCGAUGCUUACAGGACCGAAGUAAUGGCUGCGUCCGACUAGCCAUCUUGAUUGAUUCUAAUGACCAGAUAGAGACAGAGAUCAAAGAAGAAGGAGAAACAGUUGAGAUAAUGAGAGAUAACGAAGAAGAGAUUCAACAAUACGAGGAAGAAGAAGUUGAACUGAUGGUUAUCAAGAACACUCAAAGAUCAAAUAGAUGCCAUGAAGGUGAUCUAGAAAACAGAGGAUUUCUAAAUUGGGAAUCUUUCUGUGUUGCCACUUCCUAAAAAACGAAUAAUUCUGAUCUCUCUGUGAUCACAGUUUCACAAGCUUUUUUCUACUGCAUUGUGUUUUCGUUUUUGUAUAAUUAACAACCUUUUUUUAUCACUCUCUUUGUUUAGAGAUGGUAUUAAUACUGGUUUACCGACAGAAGGCCUUGAUUGUUAAUUUUAUAUUGUCAACUACCUUGGUUACUGAUUUAAUGACUAAAUAUUUAAGGUUGUUUUACGGUC
Brassica napus (rape) is the source of this 1256-nucleotide messenger RNA. RefSeq names its product protein FANTASTIC FOUR 4. NCBI's taxonomy places the organism in Eukaryota, Viridiplantae, Streptophyta, Magnoliopsida, Brassicales, Brassicaceae. The transcript has a single exon. The record is from RefSeq and is a predicted model, not a curated record. Bases 195 to 1031 code for a protein of 278 amino acids.